Dermatophagoides pteronyssinus (European house dust mite) is the source of this 1005-nucleotide messenger RNA. Its product is annotated as NFU1 iron-sulfur cluster scaffold homolog, mitochondrial-like. The record is from RefSeq and is a predicted model, not a curated record. Lineage: Eukaryota; Metazoa; Arthropoda; Arachnida; Sarcoptiformes; Pyroglyphidae. Gene Ontology annotation, molecular function: iron-sulfur cluster binding; iron ion binding. Gene Ontology annotation, biological process: iron-sulfur cluster assembly. Gene Ontology annotation, cellular component: mitochondrion.
AAACAAAUGAAAAAAUUUUCAAAAUUUUAAAAAAUGAUGAUAUUUUCAAGACAAUUUAUUCAUUCAAUUUUCCGAACGAAUAGUUUGAAAAUAAUUCGACAAUCAUCAACGACCAUCAGACCAACAUUAUUCGAUUUACGAACAACAUGGCCAACAACAAUUCAAUCACAAUGUUCUCAUCAUACAUUGAUACAAAAUCCGUAUCCAAAAUAUGAUAAUUUCGAUUCUAGAUCAACGAUUAAUCUAGUCCAGAAACGAUCAAUGUUCAUACAGGUAGAAGAAACACCGAAUCCAAAUAGUUUGAAAUUUUUUCCCGGUCGAAAACUUCUUGAAAAUGGUACGACCAUUGAUUUUCCGACACCGAUUUCAGCAUUAAAACGUUCACCAUUAGCUGAAGCUAUAUUCAAAAUCGAAGGUGUUGGAUCGGUUUUCUUUGGUUCAGAUUAUUUAACUGUUACUAAAAUCGAUGAUGAUUUUGAUUGGAAAAUUUUGAAACCAGAAAUUUUUGCUGUAAUUAUGGAUUUUUUCUCUACAAAUCUACCUAUUCUUCGUGAAGGUGUUGAAAAAGAUUUAAAUCAACAACAACAACAACAAUCGGUUGCUGCUACCGGUGGUGAUGAUGAUGAAACGAUUGCAAUGAUUCUCGAAUUGAUUGAUACACGAAUCAGGCCUACCGUACAAGAAGAUGGUGGUGAUAUUAAAUUCAUGAGUUUCGAAAACGGUAUUGUUCGAUUGAAACUUCAAGGUGCCUGUACAUCAUGUCCAUCAUCAGUGGUAACAUUAAAAAAUGGUAUACAAAAUAUGCUGCAAUUUUAUAUUCCCGAAGUUAUGUCUGUUGAACAGGUUAUGGACGAAACCGAACGUAUCAAUCAUGAAGAAUUUGAAAAACUCGAAACUAAAUUAGCGGAUAAUAAAUCAAAUGAAAAUGUUAAAUCAUGAAUCACUUUUUGUGUGUUAAUGUUGUUGAUCAAUGUAAAUUUAAAUUUGUUUGAAGAAAAAAUAAAA